Molecule: messenger RNA, 915 nt
Organism: Mesocestoides corti
Lineage: Eukaryota; Metazoa; Platyhelminthes; Cestoda; Cyclophyllidea; Mesocestoididae
Source: the annotation of a GenBank genome assembly
AUGGUAGACACCAAUACCGCCGCUUGUAGAUCGCUGUCUCAGACGCGUGAACUUGAGGUUAACAAAGUUCACAGGAUUCGUCAGCUUCGUACCGCAAGUUCAAAUUCCAGCAACAUCAGCACCGAUACCUCGCCGAAAACCCCGCUAUUUCAGAGGAUAGACAGAAGUAAAACUGAUGCGCCAGCUUUUCGAAACAAUUUUAAUACAACUAGUCAUGAUGACACCUCAAGGAGUAGCGACGGCAUUCCCCCUCAGAUCACCUCAAAACCUUCGGAACCACACCUAUCGCUGGUCAGCGAAUUAGAAGAAGUAAGCCCAAUCCACACCAAGCUUGCAACCCUUCCCCGAAACCUGAGUAAGAUUAGCGAUAUUUCAGCACCCAAACGACGUGACAGCAAUGGAUCCAAGCCUAAAUUAUCCUACCAAAAGGGCACUCGAGUUGAAGGAGAAUCCUGUAAGGGAACACCUGGAUUCAAAGCCAUCGUGGUAUGCCCCACAUGUCAGAAAAUCUACUCUCAGCGGUCACUGAAAUUUCAUUCCAGUAUUUGCCUCGCGAGGAAAAAGGAAGAGGACAGACGAAGGCACGAGUUGAUAAAGUUGGAGAAGCUACACAAAGCCCCAAUCAGACCCCCUGGGAAGCUCUGCUACAUCUGUGGGAGACGUUAUACAAUGAGUUCCUGGCAGUGGCACGAACCCAGGUGCCUGAAGCAAUGGAACACCUGGAAUAGCAGACUCCCUAAGUCACUUCAGCACAAGAAUGGCCCGUGGAAGCCUUGUGCGACCGACGAAGAGUUGAUGGCUAUGGUAGAAUCACAAAGGACAAAGGGUAACUUAAAGUACACAAAACAGGACGCUUACGAUGAAUUAAUGCACGAUGCAAGCCGUGUGAAUACCCUUCCAUUAGAAUUUACAUAA